This is a messenger RNA of Paramecium octaurelia, 2136 nucleotides long. The record is from the annotation of a GenBank genome assembly. NCBI's taxonomy places the organism in Eukaryota, Ciliophora, Oligohymenophorea, Peniculida, Parameciidae.
AUGAAUAUGAGUACUAAAACAAUGAAAUCUCUCUAACAAAGUACUUACAAACAUUAAUUACUUUCUGAUGUAUUCUCUGAUUUCAACUUCUAUAAAUAUCGAAGUUAGUCGAAUACUGAAUAAUAUACUCCCCUCAAGGGAUUUCAGAUUGUGAAAUUAAGAGGACCUUCUCGAGUAUCGAUUCAAUAAUCGUAAUAAUCUAUUAAGACAGUUAAAAGCAUUAAAAAAAGAAAUAAUUCUUAAAACAGUGUCAGAAUUGAUCUCUUUAAACAUGUUACAGAAAUGGAUGACUAUGGAAUGCAUGAAAAACUUAUGAAUCUUUUUGAAAUCGAUCUAAAAAUGCGCAAGAACUUGGAAAUCAACAGAAUGAUAGUGCAGGAUAAAUAAUAAUCAUCAGCUUAAUUGGAUGAGAUCUAUUAAGAGAUAUUAUUAAUGUUGAGCAACACUAUCGAAAGAAUACAUCAAUAUAUCAAUGCAAACAAUCUCGAACGCUCAGAUUUGAAAAAGGCUCAGCGUAGAACUGCCAUCGAAAUAGAACACCAGUUGCAGGAGUUUGUCAAUAUGAUGUUAACUGCUAUUGCCAAAAGAGACAUGACUUUGGCAAGACUAACAGAGAAUGCUUGGAAACUGAUUUGUGUUGCAAUAGAAAUGAUAUUACAAAAUGGGAAGGCAGAACAAGAAUAUAUUCAAUAAGAAGUAUUAAAUGAAUUAUAAUAAGAAGUUGUGCAUUUAAAAUAAGAGAAUGAAGAUAUCUAUCAUAAAUAUAUGGAAGUCUCUGAAUUAAAUAACAAAUUAACUCAAUAACACAAGCAAGAAAUCAAUAUUCUGACAUAUUAACUAAAUAUGGCCAGAGUUGAAUUUAAUGAUUAUAAAUAAAGUCAAGAAGCCUUGGGCACUUUAGAGCAUGCCACAGGAAGUCUUAAAGAUGUAGAGCUCAAUCUCAAGGAUACCCAUAAGAUAUUAAAUAAAAUCGAAGAGAACAUUAGCAAUAGAGAUACUUAAUUGUUUUAGACAUUGAAGUCUGUAGUCCAAUAACAUAAAAUGGAUAAGGAUAGUCAAAUGAAUAAGUCAUAGAAAUUAAUUAAUAGAUAUUAAUUAAAGUCCUUAAAUACUAAAUAGUGCAUAAUUGCAUCAGAAUAUUUCAAUCAUCCUUUUGUGUAGUAUUUGGAUCUAAAUUUUGAAUACAAUUAAUAGGAUGAAAAGUGUCUAUAAUAAUUGCUUGUAGAUUGGUUUAAUUAGGAAUGUGUGAAACCUCAAUUUGGAACUCAUCCAGCUUAAUAGAGAUUAGAAUAAAUAAGCACAUAUGAGAGGAAAAGCAAUGCUGAAAGUUUUAUACAUUUUUUAAUUAAAAACGAUAAUCUAAAUCAAUUACAAAACUGCAUCGCUUACAUAAGCUAAAACAUAGAGAUGGGUGAUUUAAAUUCACUAAAUAAAGUAGAAAAAUAUAGUAGAUAAUUAUGUAUAUUUUUUGGAGUUAUAUUUCAAUUCGAUAUCAACAACAUUGAAAUUGAUUUGUUAACAUACGAUCGAAUUCGAUUUUUGUAUUCAGGCCUAAUGUAAACCAAUUAAGAAGAAUAAACUUAAAAUUAAAACAAAUUCUAAUGGUACAAUUUUGUUGUUUAAAAUUUGAGUGAAUUGUGUGCUUAAAUAUUUUUAGAUUACUCAGAAAAAGUUGCCAAUUCAUAGUAGACAAUUGCUUAAAUUUUAGUAUUCAUUUUGUAAAGUGAAAGUGAUAAACGAAAACAUUAACUAAAGAAAUUGAUUGAUGAUUUCAAGAGUGUGGAUAUUGAAUUGAAUCUGUAAAGAGAAAGAAUGUUCAAGUUUGUCAAAGAAUUAUGCUCAUUUUACAAUUAUCAAUAUAAUGAAUUGCAAGUGAUACAGUAUGCAUAAGCAUUAUUUGAUCGUUACAUUAGAGUUUAUCAAACAGGAAGAAAAAGAAAUGGUCUUGAAAUCGGAGAGUGGAUUAGCUUUAUUUAGGAAUUAUAGUCAGUAUUGAAUAAAUUGAUUUAAAUUAAACCUCAUUUGCAUCAUUAAAUCUUUAUGCUUGAAGAUCUUCAAUAUGUGAAUAAGGAAUUCUAAGUGCAUACUCGAACUUCAUAGAUUGAAAGAAGGGAAUCCUAAAUAAGAAAAAAAUGA